AUGUCCCUCUCGCAUAUUCGUCCUUGGCUUGCGGCUGUGGCACAAUGUUCACGGCGAGUGUCGCGCACAGCGGCAUCGGGAACUUCAAAAAGAUUCAUGUCUGCAUCCGCUUCUAAGGAGCGGCCGCUUGAAUCAACAGAGGACUGGACGAAAUUCCAGCUGGACCGAGCAGACAAUGAGGCACUGAUUGAAUAUUUCUCGCAGUAUGGCUCAACCCAGACGCGCGGGAAUACUUGGCAACCUCACCAUAGUCUGCAUCGACCAACCGCCCCCGCGAAUUUGACCCUGUCCGCCCUGCUCGCCUCAGGGGCUCACUUCGGCCAUUCUCAGGCCCUCAUGAACCCCAAUUUUAUGCCUUAUGCGUACGGUGUCCGUGCAGGCAUCACUGUCGUCGACCUCGACCACACCCUCCCCCUCCUCCGGCGGGCAGCCAACGUCGUGCGUGGCGUGGCAGCCAAAGGGGGCAGCAUCGUAUUCGUGGGCACACGUGCGGACCUACGCCCUGUUGUGCGGAAGGCCGCAGAGCGGAUAGGCGAGCGUGCAUUCCACGUCGGAGAGAAGUGGCUGCCAGGUACUCUCACGAACAAGAUAGUCAUGUUCGGCCCCGACGUCGCCAAGUCGGAGCAGGUCAUCCCGGACCUCGUCAUCCUCCUCAAUCCCAUUCCGAAUAUGCACGCCAUUCGUGAGUGCGCGAUCGAACACGUCCCCACGAUCGGCAUAAUCGACUCGAAUGUCGACCCGCGGAUAGUCAUGUACCCUAUACCCGCCAACGACGAGAGCACACGGACCGCGGAACUCAUCGCUGGAGUUCUCAGCGUUGCUGGGAGAGAAGGUGUCGCUCUUCACGCAGAGGAGCUCGCGAGGAAUCAAAAGGCGCGUUCGCAAACGAGGUCAAGAGUACGGGACAGGGACAGCGCUGCGGCACGCCCAUAACAUACAUCAUUAUCCUAGAGCUAUAUACAGAUGUCAUGACUGUCCAGGGGUGGUCGUCCCCGCGUUCUGGAUGUCAUGCCAAUAUCCUACCGCACUUGUUAGUGAUGUGUCGAUGAUACUGCAGAUGAGCACGCACUUUCCGCCUGCUC
Molecule: messenger RNA, 1082 nt
Organism: Postia placenta MAD-698-R-SB12
Lineage: Eukaryota; Fungi; Basidiomycota; Agaricomycetes; Polyporales; Adustoporiaceae
Exons: 2
Coding region: 1-933 (310 amino acids)
Biological process (GO): translation
Cellular component (GO): ribosome; mitochondrial small ribosomal subunit
Molecular function (GO): structural constituent of ribosome
Source: RefSeq, a predicted model, not a curated record